Molecule: messenger RNA, 774 nt
Organism: Blastocystis hominis
Lineage: Eukaryota; Bigyra; Opalinata; Blastocystidae
Exons: 4
Coding region: 1-774 (257 amino acids)
Source: RefSeq, a predicted model, not a curated record
AUGAGUGUAUCCCAUACAGUACUCAAUCCAGAAGAACCUCUUCUCAGUUCGGAUGAAGAAGAUGACGAUUUUGAGCCCGAAGUUCCUGUUACCGAUGACGGACUGUUUGUCACAACGAGAAGUGGCAAAGGGGGAAAUCAGGACCAACAGACAGAACUCGAUGAUGUCGAUGCUCUACUCAAGCGAAAGGCACAACAAAUAUUUGCAGAGCUGGAGCGAGAAAAAGAGAAAGAUGAAGAAAUAAUCCGAAGUAAACCAAAACUCAGCUAUGGUUUUAUGGAUAUGAUCACAGAGCAAAAAGAUGGGUAUUCGUAUUUCCAGAAUCUGUCAAAGCAGAAUGGUGAGUCCCAAUGUACUAUUAAUGGAUCUAAAGUGGACCUUUCAAACGAAGAUUUCCUUCAGUCUGUGAGGGAUGCGGUAAAGUCUGUUCGUGAAGAACAGUCCAAGCAAAGCACAAAGCACAUAGUCAAGUUUGCAGGAGAAAAGAUUGAAAUAACUGGAAGCGGCUCUACUUCUCAAGAACUGGACACACUUGUAAAGUCUGUUGAGUCGAAGAAAUCGAUGACGACAAUCGAUAAAUCAUCAUACGAUUGGGACAAAUACAAAGAUAAAGAGGGAAUCAAGGAGGAGGUGGAAAAAGCAAAGAAGGAUGGAUACAUCGAAAAGCAGGAAUUCUUGCGGCGUGUCGAUGAGCGUCAAUUCGAAAAGGAACGCGCUCAACGUGAACGAGAGCGUAUUCGACGUGAAAGUGAAAAGAGGCAACGUAUGCAAUAG